CACGGUUCAUGUACUUGCAACCUAUACCUGUAUUAUUACCUAUUAGUUACCUAGACCUACGUACGUUUAAAGUAUUAUUGUGCGUCGAGGAAUUCCGUGAAUCCUUUAGUAGUAAUUAGGUAUUUGGUGUGUGAGUAUGACGACGGCGGACGCGUUCGUUGUUGAGACGUAUUUUGGUCAUGUGUACACGAUCGUGACUUCGGGGCAGGUUAAUCGGAUCGGUAGUAGGUACAAUAUACGACUUACUAGUCGUUGACCGAAUCCGAAUGUUGGUAAUCUACCUACGGUUCGCGAUUCUUUUUUUAUAAAAUGUACCUUCGGUUGUGUCUACUUGUGCAUGUGAUUUGCCUGAAUCUGGUCUCGUGUCGGCAUACCGGUUAUAGUACUAGUACUAGUACGAGUAAAUGCGAAAAUACGUGCGAUAAUGUUACCAGCCAGCCGUCGGAUACGCGGCUGGCUGCGGCUGUGGCCGUAUCCGAGCAAAACGCCUUGUUUGGUCAGUCGAUCACUGAACCACAUUCUAAACACGGUAAUGCUAUUUGGUCGCGUCUUAAAAAGCAAUUUAAGUCAUUCGAUGUACUCAGACUGACGCUUAAAAAAGCUUUAUUCGUUUUGCGCAAAAUUUGGAAUUCCGAUCGCGCUUCCGAAAGCUCGCCGCUCAAAAAUCAUCUCGAUAAUGGAAUAUCGAAACGAUUUCACGUCCAGCAGCAAGAAGAAGUGCAAAAUGAAGCUCGAACAUUUGGCAUAAGAAGACGAAUGCAGUUGUUCCUAAUGUUACCGAUAUCAUUUAAAUUGGGUGUAAUCGUAACUCUGCUGCUGGUGCUGACGGUGAUGUCUCUAAAAGGCUUAAUUAUCGGCUUCCUUAUACUAUUGUUAAUAUUGGCCAACACUCAUACGUACUCGAAACUAUGGGGCGUUGGGAGAACAUCCGAAUUGAGCGAAUCGUUAAAUAGAAACGUACCAGUACACGUUCACGUGCACGCUUUACUAUCCGACGAUUACAACCAUCGUCCGUCUCCAUACAUCGAACACUCCAAUAGUUGGCCUGGUCAUUCAUCCGGUUAUGUUUAUCAAACUAAUUGGCACGAAUCGCCUACAAAUGCCAAUGCCGUUCAAGUAGUGACCCGGUGAUGAGAGAUCGUUUGAAAAUACCACUCGUCGAAUUGCUGUGUUGUGCAGCUUCGAGUUCCAAGUUCGAUUCGAUUCCGAAUGCACAGCUAUACCUACCUACUACAUGUUACGUGUAUUGUGUAUUAUAUGUAUGUACUUUUAAAAAGGGAGAGAGAGAAAGAGACAGAGAAAAAAGAAGAGAAAAUGUGGCGGAGCGAAUCGAGGUGCACCGCGUGUCCAUGUUUCUAACCAUACGGAAAAAUUAAUUAACAAAGUCAUCAAAAAAUUUUUCCCAGUUUUGCAUUUUGCAAAAUUAGCGAUGUGUAUGAAAAACGUGGACAAGCGGAGAGAGAUUUAUGUUAAUUUUUAGCCGUUUUUAAAUCAAAUGUCGAGAGUAUUUCUCAAAGGCUCGAGAAUAACACUGAGUUUAAUUUAGUUUGCCGUAUUUAUUAAAACAUUUCUGCUCUCUCUCUCUCGUUGUAUGAUGAAAUUCGUUUUAUACACUUUAAAGCUCAUCUAAUGCAUAUGUAUAUUUGAUUGUUUAUCAUGUAAUUACAAACUCGUUCGAAUUUAAAAUUAAUUAUAACGAACACUCUUUAAGAAGUUUUAAGCGUUCGAGUUAUUUCUCUUUUCUCUCUCUCCCUUUACCUUUAUGUGUAAAAAUUUUCCCCCUCUCCUUAUACUUCUCCCAUCUUCCCUCCAAUCUUACACUCGCGCUUUCAUUACUUGUAUUAUAGGUAAGGUACUCGCCUUUUUGUGUAUAUAUACUUACUGUACCUAAGUUGUAAAUACAAAAUAUAUUAAGCUGACUUUAAUAAACGUAAUUAUGAUAA
Messenger RNA from Planococcus citri (citrus mealybug), 1943 nucleotides. RefSeq lists its product as uncharacterized. The coding region runs from base 310 to 1131 and encodes 273 amino acids. The transcript is spliced from 2 exons. Lineage: Eukaryota; Metazoa; Arthropoda; Insecta; Hemiptera; Pseudococcidae. The record is from RefSeq and is a predicted model, not a curated record.